GUGCAAUGUGGACGUGUAUAAAAAUGGAUAAAGUAAUAGUAUUACUUUUGGUUCUGAUUAACGCCAAUUCUACAGUGAGCAGAAAUCUCUUAAGCAGGCGAAAUGCAGAUCCCACAAAACAGAUAAAUUCAGGAGAAAACGACCGGAUGCUGACUGGUACGGGUACUGAAGCAAUGCAAUCGAGUACGGAUUCACUGCACGAGUUGCAUACAAAUAUACCAAGUAAUAGUAACACAGAGAAACAAGCAUUGAGACAAACUGAAAACUAUUUUGAAAAAAAGGCGACGACGUUUAGAACUACUAUUGAGGACACUCUGAGAGGGCUUUUGAAAAAGCAACUUCCUUUUGCCCACCCCGCUCCAGACCAAAUAGGCCAGCUGGACAGAGAUAUAAUGCUGCCAGUAACCGAACCGUUGUGGAAAUUUGAAGACUACGACGAUGCGGAGUCUAUAGAUCCAAAAAUCAAAGAGGAUUCCAAAACUUGCGAAGCGCAGAAGAUUAAUUGCGACAGAGAUACGGAUUAUAAUCAGCCAAUAUGCGUAAUAGACUUGACUAUGCCUGAAAAAGAGGGCGCCUUCAGGCAAAAAGGCUUCCAUAGUUUUUGUGAAGUGACAUACAGGAAUUGUCUAAAAAGAUACGAGUCAACCGGCAAAUAUUAUGCUGAGCAUUAUUCUGAAGACUACUUGGAGUUUUAUCACAAUGGCUGGUGUCAACGAUGUAAAACAUUCCAGUUAGAAAAGUGCUAGGAUCGGCCAAAUAAAUAAUAAGAAGUAAAUAAUAAUAAUACAUAUCUGGGGACAUCUUACACAAAUCAACCUAGCCCCAAACUAAGCAAAGCUUGUACUAUGGCUGUUAGGCGACGAUAUACGAGUACAUACUUAUAUAGAUAAAUACAUAAUAAUAUACAUAGAAUCGUAGUCAUGGCAAAAUCGAUGGAGGAACUCAGCAUGCUGCUCGAUGACCUCAACCGAGUUUCACAACGGGUGGGCUUGAAAAUGAACAUGGACAAGACGAAACUUAUGUCAAAUGCCAAUGUUGUGCCCAUCCCAGUCUCUGUUGGGAACUCGGUACUCGAAGUUGUUGACUCGUACAUCUACCUAGGACAAGUAGUCCAAUUAGGUAGGUCCAACUUCGAGAAAGAGGUCAACCGCCGAAUCCAACUCGGUUGGGCAGCGUUCGGGAAACUACGUAAUGUCUUUUCGUCCGACAUACCUCAGUGCCUCAAGAAGAAAGUCUUUAAUCAAUGUGUGUUACCAGUGAUGACUUACGGCUCCGAAACGUGGUCUUUCACUAUCGGCCUCAUCUCAAAACUCAAAGUCGCUCAACGAGCUAUGGAGAGGGCUAUGCUCGGAGUUUCUCUACGUGAUCGAAUCAGAAAUGAGGAGAUCCGUAGACGAACUAAAGUCACCGACAUAGCCCACCGGAUUAGCAAGCUGAAGUGGCAAUGGGCAGGCCACAUUGCACGCAGAGAAGAUGGCCGAUGGGGUCGAAAAGUGCUCGAGUGGAGACCACGGACUAGCAAGCCCAGCGUAGGCCGUCUACCCACAAGAUGGACAGACGAUCUUGUUAAGGUCGCCGGAAGACGCUGGAUGCGGGUCGCUUCCAACCGGCACGUAUGGAGGUCCAAGGGGGAGGCCUAUGUUCAGCAGUGGACGUCUUAUGGCUGAGAUGAUGAUGCUGAUGAUACAUAGAAUUGGUUGCAAUAAACCAUUAUGAUUAUAAAAACUUACUAACUUAGACUGUAACUUAUACAUAUUACUAAACAAAUUAGUGCUGCACUCAGGCGGCAGAUACGCCUUAAACAGUUUUUUGAGAAGUUUUUACUUUGACAUUGAUGCAUUAAGGCGGUUUGUUUACAGGUAGUCUACCGCGAAACGUGAAAAUCGAAAUUUCGUUACCUGCCUCUCUAUCGAUCGAAUAAACAAUAGUGAUAGAGAGGCAGAAACUGAACUUUUGAUUGUCGUGUUUCACGACAGGACUUGUGAAUCUUGUGAUUGAGUUAGUGAUGCCCUGUACGCAGAGUUUUGCGUAAUAUUCCUUAACCCUUUACCAGGCUAAGGUAUAUAUAUUUCCUUCACUUCACUUCAAACAUGCGUUCUAUUUCCGAUGAGUAAGACUAUUGUCAUUUCUGAAAUGUCAGCCUGGUAAAGGGUUAAUCUUAGACGAAUCGACGACGACCCGUCUGGCCUAGUGGGUAGUGACCCUGCCUGUGAAGCCGACGGUCCUGGGUUCAAAUCCUGGUAAGGGCAUUUAUUCGUGUGAUGAGCACAGAUAUUUGUUCCUGAGUCAUGGGUGUUUUCUAUGUAUUAAAGUAUUUAUAAAUAUUUAUA
Molecule: messenger RNA, 2330 nt
Organism: Cydia splendana
Lineage: Eukaryota; Metazoa; Arthropoda; Insecta; Lepidoptera; Tortricidae
Exons: 7
Coding region: 6-746 (246 amino acids)
Source: RefSeq, a predicted model, not a curated record